CAAAUCCAAAACAAGUUAAUUUUUUUUAAAAAAAAAUGUCUUCUUUCUUUCUCAAACAAAGAUCUUAUGCAGUGCGGAGUGGCUUCACCCACGUACUUUCUUCCUUUACCGCUGGACAACAACAACGUCAAGCAGUGGCAGGGAUGGUACGAAAAGGCUUGCUAGUUCGUUCUUUCUCUGUCUUGACUGAACAAGUCAAAGAUACCAAGCUGCCCAUGUUUACUGUUGGAACUCCUAAUGGUUUUUUACCUCGUCAAGAUCCUUUGGUGACUCUUCCUGAUGAAUUCAAGCGUCUUGAAUCCUUGUUGCAACGCAUGCCAAUUCAAUUAUUGGAUGGUCAGCCUGGUUUGCUGGCCAGUGGUCAAUUUGGUGAAGCUGUCAAGGAUGAAUUGCCUUUGUAUGAUGUGGAUCAUAUCGAAGAUCAACAUCUUCUUUCAGCUCUUUUCCGUGAUUACUCUUUUGCUGCCUCUGCUUAUUUGCUGGAACCCUGUGAUGUUCUUUAUCGUCAACGUAAAGAAUAUGGUCUUGGCAGAAAGGUAUUGCCAAUGAACAUUGCUGUCCCUUUGGAUAAGGUGGCCAAGAAGAUUCAUAGCAAGCCUUUUAUGGAAUAUGCUUUGAGCUAUGCUUUGUACAAUUAUAAACGUCUCAAUCCUUUGGCUGAUUUGACCUACGAUAAUUUAGCACUUGUACGUGCUUUCGCGGGAAGUGAAUCUGAAAAAGGAUUUGUAUUGAAUCAUGUUACCAUGGUGUCUCAUUCACCAAAGUUGGUCAAAUAUGCUGUGGGAGCUUUGGAAGCUGCUGCCAACAAGGAUCGUGCUCGCUUUGAUCAACAGAUGGCUGGAUUGAAUGAAACCUAUGAAACAAUCAACAAUGAAAUGGAAAUGAUGUGGUCUCGUAGCUUACCUGAAGAUUAUAUUGAUUUCAGAACUUUCAUCAUGGGUACCAAGAAUCAACCUAUGUUCCCUGAUGGUGUGAUCUAUGAAGGUGUGAGCGAUCGACCUGUCGUUCACCGUGGUGAAAGUGGUGCCAAUGAUUCUAUGGUACCUUUGGGUGACAAUUUGUUGCAAAUCACUGAAUUGAUGCCUGAAAAUCCUUUGACGACGGUACUCAGAGACUUCCGGUCUUAUCGCCCAACUAACCAUCGUGAAUUUUUGGAACAUGUACAAGAUCGUGCCAAGAAGGUGAAUUUGAAGGAAUUUGCUUUACAAGAUCCUAAUUCGGCUGCCUUAUACCUUUCUAAUGUCGAUCAAAUCCGUGCUUUCCGUCAUCGUCAUUGGAACUUUACCAAGGAGUAUAUCAUCAAGUAUACCGAUCAUCCUGUAGCCACUGGUGGCUCCCCUAUCGUUACUUGGUUGCCUAAUCAAUUGUCGGCUGUAUUGGAUUUGUUGAAUGAAGUUAGCGCUGGCAUUGACCGUGAACAAUUGACUGAAGCAAACAAGAUCCGUGUCGAUGAAAUUGGUAAACGUGCUAUUGCUCAACAACGUUUCCUUACUCGUGAAGUUGAAAAGCUCAGAACCCGCUUCAAAAAUCAAGACAAGACUGAAUAAACGGCUAUCUUAUUCUCUAUAUGGAUAGAUUAGUAUAUGUCUCACUGUUUUUAUUUAGCUAGUAUCGAGUAUUUUUACUUUUCCAUUCAUAUAGAUAGUAUGAUCCCUUUUCUUGAUUUGAUUCUUCUUAUUUACGUCAAUAAACAGUUUUAUGGAAAGCAGAA
Halteromyces radiatus is the source of this 1711-nucleotide messenger RNA. RefSeq lists its product as uncharacterized. Gene Ontology annotation, molecular function: heme binding; metal ion binding. NCBI's taxonomy places the organism in Eukaryota, Fungi, Mucoromycota, Mucoromycetes, Mucorales, Cunninghamellaceae. Bases 36 to 1547 code for a protein of 503 amino acids. The record is from RefSeq and is a predicted model, not a curated record. The transcript has 8 exons.